Messenger RNA from Cotesia glomerata, 797 nucleotides. RefSeq lists its product as uncharacterized. The coding region runs from base 203 to 724 and encodes 173 amino acids. Lineage: Eukaryota; Metazoa; Arthropoda; Insecta; Hymenoptera; Braconidae. The transcript has 4 exons. The record is from RefSeq and is a predicted model, not a curated record. Gene Ontology annotation, biological process: septate junction assembly.
UCUGUUAUCAAUAUUGGUGAGCUGUAUUAGUUUGAAACAAUAAAAAUGAACGCUUAUCACGGCAAAGCUUUGCAAUGACUCUGACACGUUGAACGAUUCAAUAGUACGUCAGUGAUUGAUAUCAGUAAGCCAAAGUAAUAUUGAAGUAGACACUUUUUUCAAGUUUUGAUAUUAACAAAGCAAUUUUUAUUUAACGAGCAUCAUGGCCUGCUGUCCAACAAUUUCAUUCAUUAAAAUCUUACAAUUUAUAGUUGUCUGUUGUAUAUUUGGCCUCGAUAUACGGGGUAAAGCAUACUCAGAUUCUUCAAAAAAUGAAACUCUUUUGAAUGAGUUAGUGGAUAAAAUACCAGAGAACAACAUAACGAUUCCACUUUUGAACAUCAAAUUAAAUGCUGAAUCAAUACCGACAGAGUACAUUUCGACUGGCACUGUGGUAGCCUAUUUUAUUAUUAUUUUCGUAUCAUUCAUAAGUGGUUUGUUCGGAUCACCGCUAACUAAACUUCCUAAUGUUACUUUUUGCGCACUUGGAGCUUUUCUUUUCGUUACAUCAGGAUCCUUGCUUAUCAAAGAUUAUCAAAGCAUAAGUUUCGAAACCAUUAAACAGAUAGAUUUAAAAGAAUUAUUUCAAAAUUUGCGUAAUCUAAAUCUUGCAAGAGGGCCUCUAUGUAUUUUUGAAGCUGCCUUACUUCUUCUUGAUGCUCUUUGUAGUUUUCUACCUUGUUAAUUAACAUAAUUUUAUUAAUUAAUUGUAUUUAGAUUUUGUAUAAUAUAUAUAUAAAUUUUUUUCUUCUUUCUUA